Molecule: messenger RNA, 1318 nt
Organism: Sorex fumeus (smoky shrew)
Lineage: Eukaryota; Metazoa; Chordata; Mammalia; Eulipotyphla; Soricidae
Gene: TPI1
Product: triosephosphate isomerase 1
Exons: 7
Coding region: 90-839 (249 amino acids)
Biological process (GO): glyceraldehyde-3-phosphate biosynthetic process; glycerol catabolic process; glycolytic process
Cellular component (GO): cytosol
Molecular function (GO): triose-phosphate isomerase activity
Source: RefSeq, a predicted model, not a curated record
UCUGCCUGGCGGCGCUCUUUAUAAGCGGCCAGUGGCCGCCGCCGCGGCUGCGCGCUGCCGCUGACCUUCAGUGUGCCGAGACCAGCACCAUGGCGCCCUCCAGGAAGUUCUUCGUCGGGGGCAACUGGAAGAUGAACGGGAGGAAGAACAACCUGGGGGAGCUCAUCUGCACCCUGAACAAGGCCAAGGUGCCGGCCGACACCGAGGUGGUGUGCGCGCCCCCGGCCGCCUACAUCGACUUUGCCAGGCAGAAGCUGGAUCCCAAGAUCGCGGUGGCAGCGCAGAACUGCUACAAAGUGACCAAUGGAGCCUUCACUGGGGAGAUCAGCCCUGGCAUGAUCAAGGACUGCGGUGCCACGUGGGUGGUCCUCGGACACUCAGAGAGGAGACACGUCUUUGGGGAGUCGGAUGAGCUCAUCGGGCAGAAGGUGGCCCACGCCCUGGCCGAGGGGCUCGGGGUGAUCGCCUGCAUCGGGGAGAAGCUCGACGAGAGGGAAGCGGGCAUCACCGAGAAGGUCGUUUUUGAGCAGACCAAGGCCAUCGCAGAUAACGUCAAGGACUGGGGCAAGGUUGUCCUGGCCUAUGAGCCUGUGUGGGCCAUCGGGACCGGCAAGACGGCCACACCUCAACAGGCCCAGGAAGUCCACGAAAAGCUCCGGGGUUGGCUCAAGUCAAAUGUGUCUGAUGCAGUGGCCCAGAGUACCCGCAUCAUCUACGGAGGUUCUGUGACUGGGGCCAACUGCAAGGAGCUGGCGGGCCAGCCUGAUGUGGACGGUUUCCUGGUGGGCGGUGCCUCCCUCAAGCCCGAAUUCGUAGAUAUCAUCAAUGCCAAGCAAUAAGCCCCAUCCCUCCCCCGGCAUCCUGCUAAGCCCGGGACCGUGUCGCUCAGAAGUCCAGUCAUUGUGGCGCCCCUCCCCUGCUUCUGAUGGCCUCACUCGCCCGUCUGUGGCCGACUCCCGACACCACCUUCCUUUAACUGUUUACACACCUUCCCCCGGAUGGUUGGGACCAGGCCGAGCCCUUCUCCACUUCCUGUAGUGGCUUAGAACCAAACACGUCCCCAAGAUGGCAUCUCCUUGGCUGGGCGGUGGAAGGGAGCGAGUGUGCUUGGGGUCGGGGGGUCCCCGCUGUCCCCACUGAGGGGCCACAGAGAGAAGCCUUCAUCCUCUUCUCCCAUCUCACACCGCGAGGCCAGGGGCUGAGAACCACCCUGUCCCCCCAGAGGUGGGGAACGCUGCUGGCCUGAGUUGCCAACGCCUGUGUGUGUCGUGUCCGUGAGCUGUCCCGCCUGCAGGGAGAAUAAACAUCUGGCACCCAG